This is a messenger RNA of Daucus carota subsp. sativus, 1956 nucleotides long. Its product is annotated as DEAD-box ATP-dependent RNA helicase 57. The coding region runs from base 122 to 1711 and encodes 529 amino acids. NCBI's taxonomy places the organism in Eukaryota, Viridiplantae, Streptophyta, Magnoliopsida, Apiales, Apiaceae. Gene Ontology annotation, biological process: maturation of SSU-rRNA. Gene Ontology annotation, molecular function: ATP binding; RNA helicase activity; nucleic acid binding. The transcript is spliced from 12 exons. The record is from RefSeq and is a predicted model, not a curated record.
UAAGCGUGACGUAGGGAGUAGUCAGUAAUAGUGUACUACCAUAAAACUUGUCUUAAACCCUAAUUGAAAGAGGAAGACCCCUCUUUUUGCGCGUGGCAGAGAAGUUAGGGUUUAGUAAAUUAUGAGCAAAGACACGUCUUUUUUGUUCUCCGGCAUCAAAUUUAACCGUAAGAAGUUCGCCGCCGAUUUCUCCAAGUUCAAGGAAAAGAAAGAAAGUGCGGUUAAAAAUGAAGAAAUUUUCGAAGAUGAAAGCUCUGCAUCUGAGGCGGAGACAAUGCCAAUUGUGAAGAAGAGGAAAAGAAAGUCCAAGUCUACAUCUUCAGCCCCGGUGGAAGGAUUCAAUGUAUUCAAGUCUUCAACUUCAGAGAUUGUACCAAAAGAGAUUGAUUCCUCUGAGGUUGAUUCUGAAGCCAAAAAAGAAUAUCACAGGCAAAUGGAGCGAGAUGCACUUUUGAGAAAGCAGCAUAAUAUUCAUGUUUCUGGUAUGAAUGUUCCGUCGCCUCUUCAGACUUUUGCGGAGUUAAGAUCGAGAUAUAAAUGCGGAUCAUAUCUAGUGCGUAACUUGGCGGAGCUUGGAUUUAAAGAGCCAACACCAAUUCAGAGGCAGGCUAUCGCAAUCCUCCUAUCUGGGCGAGAGUGCUUUGCUUGUGCUCCUACAGGUUCUGGCAAAACUUUGGCAUUUGUCUGUCCCAUGCUAAUUAAGCUUAAGCAUGCUUCCACCGAUGGUAUCCGGGCUGUUAUCCUACUUCCAACACGAGAAUUAGCUGCACAAACAGCAAGAGAGUGCAAGAAGUUGACGAGAGGAACAAAAUUUCAUAUCAAGCUGAUGACCAAGCAGCUUGUAAAUUCUGCUGACUUUUCAAAAUUGCAUUGUGAUAUACUAAUAUCAACACCUUACCGUGUACAAUAUGCUAUUCGUAAGAAAAAGCUUGAUUUAAGCAGGGUUGAAUACCUUGUCCUAGAUGAAUCUGAUAAAUUGUUUGAGCUUGGAUUGGUGAAGCAGGUUGAUAUAAUUGUUAAAGCUUGUUCAAACCCUUCAAUAACGCGUUCACUAUUCAGUGCUACAUUACCAGAUUCAGUGGAAGAGCUGGCACGCACAUUAAUGCAUGAUGCUGUCCGAGUCAUUAUUGGUAGAAAGAAUUCUGCUUCUGAAUCAAUAAAUCAGAAACUAAUAUAUGUUGGAAGUGAAGAAGGGAAGCUGCUUGCUAUACGCCAGAGUUUUGCAGAGAGCUUGAAUCCACCAGUACUUAUUUUUGUCCAAAAUAAAGAAAGGGCAAAAGAGCUUUACAAUGAAUUGAAGUAUGAUGAUAUAAAGGCUGAUGUCAUACAUGCUGAUCUGUUGCAAGCAGAGCGAGAAGACGCAGUCGACAAUUUCAGAGCUGGCAAAACUUGGGUUUUGAUUGCAACUGAUGUUAUUGCUCGUGGCAUGGAUUUUAAAGGAGUCAAUUGUGUGAUUAAUUAUGAUUUUCCGGAUUCUCCAGCUGCAUACAUUCAUAGAAUUGGUCGUUGUGGCAGAGCAGGGAGGAGGGGAGAAGCCAUUACUUUGUAUACAGAGGCAGAUGUCCCAUUUCUGCGUAACAUAGCAAAUGUGAUAACUGCUUCUGGCGGUGAGGUUCCAGCUUAUAUUCUGACAUUGCCCAAACGCAAGUGGAAGAAGCACAGACCGGGGAGAGAACCUAUAUCAGUGAAACCUCAAGAUGAGGAUGAAUAAGAACUUCUUGUUGCUCGGUUGCAGUUUAUAAAGUGCAGCCUGGCUAUAUAUUGGAAUGCAAUUUUGAUAGAUAUACACUUGGAAGUAGUUAAUUUAGCGGCCAAUCGGAUAUCUUACAGCUUAUCUUGCACCUCCUAUUUCUCUGUUAAGAUUUACAUGUAUCAUGUAUGUCAUCCAAUUAUGUAAUAAUAUUUUGUUACCAGUUGAUUUAUUUUACAUUUAUUUAAACUUUAACGUUUUUGAUC